AUGGAUCUCGUUUUUUUAUUCUUCUCCUCCUCCUCCUCCUCCUCGUCACUUUUCAACUUCCCGCCCAUUCAAUGUUGUCUUUGCUGGGCGUUUGCUCGAGUUCGUGUUACAUUUUUGACUGGAAAAGCUGCUCCCACCUCACAUGUAACCAUGCGCUAUUCGACACACAAUAGCAACGAAAUAACAACACUGUCUAAGGCCAUGGAGUAG
Protopolystoma xenopodis is the source of this 210-nucleotide messenger RNA. Lineage: Eukaryota; Metazoa; Platyhelminthes; Monogenea; Polystomatidea; Polystomatidae. The record is from the annotation of a GenBank genome assembly.